This is a messenger RNA of Antrostomus carolinensis (chuck-will's-widow), 1016 nucleotides long. RefSeq names its product cyclin-dependent kinase 3. Bases 11 to 937 code for a protein of 308 amino acids. Gene Ontology annotation, biological process: regulation of gene expression; signal transduction; protein phosphorylation. The record is from RefSeq and is a predicted model, not a curated record. Gene Ontology annotation, molecular function: cyclin binding; cyclin-dependent protein serine/threonine kinase activity; ATP binding. The transcript has 7 exons. Gene Ontology annotation, cellular component: cytoplasm; nucleus; cyclin-dependent protein kinase holoenzyme complex. Lineage: Eukaryota; Metazoa; Chordata; Aves; Caprimulgiformes; Caprimulgidae.
AGGCAGUGCCAUGGACGCCUUCCGGGAGGUGUUUGAGAAGGUGAAGAAGAUCGGAGAGGGCACCCAUGGAGUGGUGUACAAGGCUCGCAACAAGCGCACAGGGCAGCUGGUGGCCCUCAAGAAGAUCCGCUUGGAUCCGGAGUCAGAGGGUGUCCCUAGCACUGCCAUCCGAGAAGUCUCACUUCUGAAGGAGCUGGAGCACCCCAACGUAGUCAGGCUCUUGGAUGUCAUACACAGCCAGAAGAAGCUCUAUCUGGUGUUUGAAUAUCUGAAUCAGGACCUGAAGAAAUACUUGGACUCAUCCCAAACCGGAGAGCUUCCUUUAAGCUUGGUCAAGAACUACCUUUUCCAGCUGCUGCAGGGUGUGAACUUCUGCCACUCACACAGAGUCAUACACAGGGACUUGAAACCAGAGAACUUGCUCAUUAACGAAGCAGGAGUAAUCAAGCUGGCUGAUUUUGGACUGGCAAGAACUUUCGGAGUUCCCCUACGCAAAUACACUCACGAGGUGGUGACUCUGUGGUACCGAGCCCCUGAAAUACUGCUGAGAUGCCAGUACUACUCAUCUGCUGUGGAUAUGUGGAGCAUCGGCUGCAUCUUUGCAGAAAUGGUGACCAGGAAGACUCUGUUUCAAGGGGACUCUGAGAUUGAUCAGCUUUUCCAGAUCUUUCGCACCCUGGGCACUCCCACUGAGGCGACCUGGCCUGGGGUGACCCAGCUGCCUGACUACAAGGAGGACUUUCCCAAGUGGACAAGGAAGGAGAUGAAGCAAAUUACUCCCACAUUAGAUCAAGAUGGUAUAGACUUACUGGUGCAAUUUCUCCUGUACGAUCCCCGCAGCCGCAUCUCAGCCGAGGCAGCCCUCCAUCACCAGUACUUCUGCAGAAGCUCUCGGAGCUCUGAAGAGCGACGUGCGCCGCAGAGACACCGCAAAUGAGAAGACACAGCUCUCCCCAUGCGCUUACACCUCCGGACAGUGGUGCAGAUCUGCCUUUGGGCACUUAGCAGGGGGCUGG